GCGGGUCCCGCCGGGCACCAUGAGCGGCCUGGGCAGCCCGGUGCGCGCCUACGACUUCCUGCUCAAGUUCCUGCUGGUGGGCGACAGUGACGUGGGCAAGGGCGAGAUCCUGGCCAGCCUGCAGGACGGCGCGGCCGAGUCCCCGUACGGACACCCGGCGGGCAUUGACUACAAGACCACCACCAUCCUGCUGGAUGGCCGCCGUGUGAAGCUGCAGCUGUGGGACACAUCGGGCCAGGGGAGAUUCUGUACCAUAUUCCGCUCCUACUCCCGGGGCGCACAGGGCGUGAUCUUGGUCUACGACAUCGCAAACCGCUGGUCCUUUGACGGCAUCGAUCGGUGGAUCAAGGAGAUCGACGAGCAUGCCCCUGGCGUCCCUAAAAUCCUGGUGGGCAACCGCCUGCACCUGGCCUUCAAGCGGCAGGUGCCCACAGAGCAGGCCCAGGCCUAUGCCCAGCGCCUUGGGGUUACCUUCUUCGAAGUCAGCCCGCUGUGUGACUUCAACAUCACAGAGUCCUUCACAGAGCUGGCCAGGACAGUGCUGCUCAGGCACGGCAUGGACCGGCUCUGGAGGCCAAGCAAAGUCCUGAGCCUCCAGGACCUGUGUUGCCGAGCUGUGGGCUCCUGCACGCCUGUGCACCUCGUGGACAAGCUGCCGCUCCCCAUGGCCUUGCGAAGCCACCUCAAGUCCUUCUCCAUGGCCAACGGCCUCAAUGCCAGGAUGAUGCAUGGCCGCUCCUACUCACUGGCUGCCGACCCGAGCCAUAAGAGGAGCAACUUCUGCAAGGCCAGGACCAGCCGUGGAUCCCGGAGUCCCCUGCAGCACUGCACCCGGAGCAGCUGCAGGGUCUCCUAGGACACCUCUAUUCCCCGGCAGGGAUGGAGCCCCACACCAGAGAACACUCAUACUGGGGCCAAGAGCCCCCUGCGGCCCACCACACAUGUGUGAAUGUGCUUGGGGUGUGUCUACAUAGGCCCAGGGCUGCCUGAGUCACUGGCACAUCAACCCAGUGUGUGUGGACCAGAACCUGGCCUGCUUGGGCCAGUGUCACUUCAGGGUUAGGAUGAAUGCCAGGACAGUCCCGACGGCAUCUUCGCAACCCUCUGCCACCUCUCCCCACUUGAGGACUCAGACCUGGGCACAGCUGCUGUCACUAAGUCUAGGGGUUGAGGAGUGAUUUAUACGCAUAUUUUUCUGGAAACUUU
Molecule: messenger RNA, 1206 nt
Organism: Suncus etruscus (white-toothed pygmy shrew)
Lineage: Eukaryota; Metazoa; Chordata; Mammalia; Eulipotyphla; Soricidae
Gene: RAB40B
Product: RAB40B, member RAS oncogene family
Exons: 6
Coding region: 20-856 (278 amino acids)
Biological process (GO): intracellular signal transduction; protein localization to plasma membrane
Cellular component (GO): synaptic vesicle; plasma membrane; endosome
Molecular function (GO): GTPase activity; GTP binding
Source: RefSeq, a predicted model, not a curated record